AUGUCUGCUAUUACAAGAUUAUCCAAAGAAGCUAAAUCUGCCAUUAUAUUCCUUCAUGGAUUAGGAGAUUCUGGCCAAGGAUGGUCAUGGUUCCCUGAAUUGUUAGAAAGUAGCAAACUUGUAGACACUUCCACCAUUAAUUUUGUUUUCCCCAAUGCACCAAUUGUUCCAGUAACUGCUAAUGGUGGGAUGAGAAUGCCUGCUUGGUUUGAUAUCUAUGAAUUUGGUAAUACUGAUGCUCCUAAAGAUAUUCAAGGGAUCUUGAAAACUUGUGAAUUGGUCAAAGAGUUGAUCAAAGUGCAACAUGAAGAAUAUCAUAUCCCCUUGGAUAAAAUCAUUCUUGGUGGAUUCUCACAAGGUGCUGCAGUUUCAUUAACUACUGCCAUUUCAUCAGAUUUGAAAUUAGGAGGAUUCAUUGCAUUAUCUGGGUUCUUUACCAUUCAAGCUAAGAUUGAUGAACUUUUCACUCCAACCAAUCUUUCUACCCCAAUUUUUCAAGGUCAUGGAGAUCAAGAUCCAAUCAUUAACCAUAAAGUUGGUCUUCAAGCUAAUGAAAUCUUGAAACAAAAAGGGUUCGCUAAUGCUGAAUUCAAAACUUAUCCAGGGUUAGCACACAGUGCAAGUGAUGAAGAAUUAGUGGAUGUUGCUAAAUUCAUUAAGAAGGUUUUACAAUAA
Yamadazyma jaroonii is the source of this 675-nucleotide messenger RNA. Lineage: Eukaryota; Fungi; Ascomycota; Pichiomycetes; Serinales; Debaryomycetaceae. The record is from the annotation of a GenBank genome assembly.